AUGGCCAGAGCCCUCGUCGCCCCCUUCAUUUCCCCCGUGCCUUUGCUACACAGCCUAAAUAAAGAAGCCAUCUCCUUCCUCAAACGCCCUCACAAGAUGGUCAAGCUCACCACCAUCUGCUUUGCUGCCGUGGUCGCCCUCACAGGCUUCGCCGAGGCCAAGACCUGCACAAAGGGCGUCAAAUACUGCGGCAUUAACCUUAGGCGCCGAGACUACCUCCCCGAUGAGCUUGUGCGUGCCCUGCGCGCUGGCCGCGUCGCGCCAGACCCUGGCCUCAUCGAUGACUCGCUAUUCCGUUGCUUUGGUGGCAUGAAUAGCAAAAUUGUCUUUGCAGAGCUUUGCCGCGGCGGCUGCGUCGAUGGGGACACCGACGGCACUGACCACUGCCGCUGA
Messenger RNA from Akanthomyces muscarius, 393 nucleotides. RefSeq lists its product as uncharacterized. The coding region runs from base 1 to 393 and encodes 130 amino acids. Lineage: Eukaryota; Fungi; Ascomycota; Sordariomycetes; Hypocreales; Cordycipitaceae. The transcript has 2 exons. The record is from RefSeq and is a predicted model, not a curated record.